AGUCAUCCGGUUUCCAAGUCUGUCACGUGACUAUUCCAUUCCAGCUUUAAACUCUUCGGUGGGGCUCGCGACCUCUGAUGGGCGGGGCUCGGCAGUGUACUAUGGGCUCCUAAUUGGUCCUUGCCUAUAGUAACCGUGCGACGCUUGGAGUGGGCGGGACUUAGCAACUGGUAGCUGUGCUGUGUGCCCUGAGGUGUCACGGCGGAGCCCAUGGGGUGUAUGUAGGGUGAUGUUGUGAUCCGGGAUCUCAGCAUGGAGUGUGCGCUCUAAACCUCUACACUACUGACUGCAGCCUCCUAGCGAACGGGAAGAUGAAGAAGAUAUUCAGCUUCGGGCGGAAGAAGAAGAGUGGUCCCCCGUCCAGCACCUCGGAGACCGGCAGCGUACUGUCCGCCGGCUAUGAGCUGAAGGAGAAGGACCUCAGCAAGUUCCAUCGGGCUGCCUCCUCCGGGGAUGUGGCCAAGACCAGGCAGCUGCUGCACAAGCAGGACAUCAACCAGCUGGACAAGGAGAACAGGACACCUUUGCAUCUCGCUUGUGCAAAUGGACAUCUGGACGUGGUGAAACUGUUAGUAGAAAACAAGGCAAAGUUAAAUGUCUGUGACACUGCCAAUCGUACUCCAUUAAUGAAGGCUAUACAGUGUCAACAUGAAUCGUGUGCAACCCUUUUACUAGAACAUCAAGCUGAUCCUAAUGUUGUAGAUGUCAAUGAAUAUGCUGCACUUCAUCUUGCUGCCCUUAUUCCAUCAAUGUCUAUAGCAGUUCAGCUGCUUGAACAUGGUGCCAACAUCAAUGCAAUAAAUAAGGAUGGCUGUACACCACUUAUUCUUUCUGUUACUGAAAAUCAUCAAGAAAUGGUUGAGCUGUUAAUCAAAGAAGGAGCUGAUAUAAAUUCAAGAGACAGCAAUGGAAGGACAUCUUUAAUGAUUGCAGCAAGCAAUGGUCACAUCGGUUUAGUGAAGUACCUACUCCAAAACAGUGCCGAUAGUUCCAUAAAAGAUUUGACUGGCUGGACUGCUGAUGACUAUGCUGUCAAUGAUGGCCAUCAUGCAUGUUCACAGUUAAUUUUUGAACAUGGCUCAAGAACCAAGCACAAUAACUCUUCCCCUUAUUAUGGAGCUAGUAAAAAGAAGGGAACAUUAGGGUUUGGCAGUCCUGAUAAAGCAGUGGAUGGAGCAUUUACUCUUGGCAGUCCAGCUACAGACAGAGAAGGAGGGAAUGACCUUUCCCAAGUGGAAUCUGAAUCCAGCCGUGGAUCUGAAGAAGCGGAUUCUUGGCCUUCUGAUGAAGAUGACCUAGAUUUUAGUCCAAAGAAGACUGCCAAACCAAGUUUGACACAGCUUUUGCAUACAAAGAAGAACCUUAUUGAAAAAGCUAGUUUUACUUCAGUACAGCCUAAAGGCUUUACUUUCGAGAGUAAAUCAGAUAGUGAAGAAGACUCUGUUCAUAGUAGUGAAGAUGAUGGUGCAAACAUUCAGUCCCCUCCUAAGCCUUUCCCUCAGGCCCGAUCCUUUCCUGAUCCUGUGUCCAUUAAACCUGGCUCUUUUUCAAAAUCUUCCCAGAUGGCUUCUGCUUCUCUUCUCGGAGUAAAUAAGGAUGAGUCUUUUACCGAUGAUGAGGUUGAUGAUGAAAGUGCUAAACAAUCACUUAAAAUAGAUACUGCUCAGCCAGAAAAAGGACAAGAUAAUGCAGAUGGUAUUGGCAGAAAAGUUGCAUUAAUGACAGAGCUAGGAUUUGAAGAUGAUGAUGUUGAAUCACCUUGGGACUCGGAGUCUAAUUCAGAGAGCCCAAGAAAGCAAUCCGCCAGUGAAGGAGUUUUACCAUCUGUUCAAGCCCAUAUGCAGUGUAUCUCAGAAGAAUCCAAUGAAGAUUUGUAUUAUUGCCCUUCUUUUCCAAAACAAUCAAGAAGUUGUAAGAUGCAAUAUGAGGACUGGCACUUAAGGGAGGCGUCCGACAACAGUACAGCUGAAAAAGAACUGCAAAUGGAAAAGGCCCCGAUUUUGCAAAGUAAUAAAGACUCCGCUUCUAACUUUUUUAAGACCUCUUCCGAAAAAAAUAAACCAGAUGUUAUGGCAGAUUUGGGUCUGGAUGAUGCAGAUGAUAUUGAAGAUCCUUCAGACUGGGACUCAACUAGUCAUUCAGUUAAAAGCACAACACAGACUUUACAAAGUGUGAAUUCUCCCCACCAUAAACUGAAUGAACACACCUCUCCACUGACCAAUCAUGAUAAAGUUGCAUCAAAGGAAAAUGCUCCUUCAGGGUUUCUAUGUUCAGUACCUGAAGACAAAGUUGAAGAAGAUCUAAUGCAAUCAAGACAAAAUAAUUCACAAGACAUCGCCAGAAACCGGUUGGAGCAGCCUCAGAAUGGCAAACUUGGGUUGUCAGAUGGAAACCAGCUGACCAAUGACAAGAAUAAUAUACCGACUGAGCCUAUGUUCUUGAAGUUCAGCCUAAGAAAAGAUGAUAUGGUAAAUGACACUAAUGAAGUGAUCUCACAACAGCAGCUUGAAAGUCAAACCAUAGAAAAAAAUCAGGAUUCUUCGUCUGCAUCUGAUCUGUCUUGGAAGGAAAAAUAUGAAAAACUGUGGGUCGACAAUGAGAAAAAGGAUGUCAAAUCUCAAUUUAAAGACAUUACUGCUGAGCUAAAGCAAAAGUUUGGGGAAAUAUGUCAUAAGAAAAAGACUUCUUCAGGGUCCAAUAAAAUCAAAACACAUAAUUUGUCUACACUAGAUAAUGGAGGAAAUAGUUUAGCUGAAGAAAACUAUGCUUCAUCUUUAGAAAAACUUGCAUUGGCUGCUGAACUUAAAACCUCUAGCCCCAUAGUAACUUCUCCUUUGGCACUCAAUCUGGAGCCUAAAGAUUCUGAAAGCCAUUAUUUCAUCCAGCAUCACAACAAAGCUGAGAGCAAAUCUCAGGAGCACUACACUUCUAAAAAUGAGUUGCAUCCUAAAGUAGAAAAAGACGAUACUAUUCAUAUUAUGCAGAAGCAUCUGGGAAAUAAAUUGUCCAUAUCUUCUGAAAACAAAAUAAAAAAUAUCUCCGAUCCAAGCUCUGAAAUAUUAGGUAGUAUGCAUGCUGAAGGAAAUGAGCCCUCUGGGAAGCAUGUCAUCACACUGAACCAGUCUCAAGAUAAUCCUCCGCAUCGGGAAGGUGAAGAUGGGGCCAGUGAUUUUAUAUUUGAAGCUCUUAGCAAGAAUCUAGACAUACAACUGGAUGCAGAGAGGAGAAGAUUUAAGAACGAGGUAGGAAUGCUACAAAUGGUAUUCCUGGAUUUAUCAAGAGAGAGAGAACAACUACAUAAAGAGGCUGGAAAAGAGAAGGGAACUAAUGAGAGAAGACAAGUGGAAACAGAGAAGUUAAAAGGAGGCGGUGACUACAAGUCUGGUCUACAAGUUGAGCCUAAUAUUCAACCGAGCGCAAAAGCUAAAUCUAGCCCACGUAAACGGAAUAAUGAAGGGGAAAAGUCUGUAUCCAGCCAAGCUGAUGACAAAGCAUCCUCUAAAAAAGAAAAGCGCUUAGUGAAUGGCAGCAUGCUUGAUGUAUUUGAUGACAGUAGCCUAAGUGAGAUCUCACAGGAGGAGGAUGGGAGGUCAAGUGGUAAACAUACAGAAAAAGGAAAGAUUAAUGAAGAAGAUCAAGCAGAUUACUCUCAGUCCUCCGACACUGCCACUGAAGAUUCUGAAUUGCCUACUUCAGCUUACAAAGAUGCCAUGUUACUGAUCAGACAACUCAACCUUGAAGGUCAAGAUUCAUUAACAUUUUUGAAAAUCCAAAACACUAUACAUGAGUAUGAACGAGUAAUAGAAAAAGAAAAGGGGAGGCGUGCUCUUUUGUCAAGAGAAGUGAAGAAAUUGCGUAGAGAACGGAAAGAAGUUCAACAGAUUAUGGAAGCAAACCGAGAGCUGAAGUUUUUGUUAGAACAUCACAAAGUAGAAUGGGAGAGUGACCUAAACAAUUUAAGACUUACGCUGAAGCAGGAGGAAGAAAAACGGAAGAGCGCAGAAUUACUGUAUGAGAAGAGCAAAGAACAACUAAGAAAGAAGGAGGAUCACUGUUGCAAAGAGAUGGAGGAGAAGCAGCAUCUUGAAUUGACCUUAAGAAAUUUAGAAAUUGAAAUGAGGAGCCUGAAGAACAAUAUGAAACAGGUUGAAGAAGAACGGAAUGAAGCGCAGCAGUUACAUGCACAAGAACUCAAUGCUAGAGUACUUCAUGAAGGUGCUUUAAAUAAUUUAAAGAAAAAGAAUGAAGAGGAAGAAGUAAAAAAAAUCAAGAAUAAACAAGCUGAGCAGAUGCUCAGCCAGUUUUCUGAAAUAAAUGAGAAGGAGAAAGAUUUAACAAUGAGAAACAUAGCAUUACAAGAGGAAUCGAGCAAUCUUAAAGUAGAAAUCGAAAAUAUGCGUUCACGUUAUCAAGAAGAAGAGAGCAGACAUAUGGAUGAGAAAGAAAUGUUAAAAGAAAAAAUUGAAGAUCUAAGAAAAGAUCUAAAGAUGAACGAGGAAACAUUAACUCAAACUGUGAUUCAGUACAAUGGACAGCUCAAUGCCCUGAAGACCGAGACAGCCAUGAUGUGCUCUAAAAUAGAGCAUGAGAAGCAAAGCAAAGAAAGGUUGGAAACUGAAUUGGAGGCAGUCCGCUCUCGUCUAAACUCUACUCUACAGGAUCUCGAAAGAAGUCAGGCUUUAAAAACAGACACCGAGCGCACAGUACAAAGAGAGCGUGAGGAGUGGUUGCGUUCUAAAGACAAGUUAACUCAUGAAUUGUCUAACUUGCGUGAAAGCCACAGCAACUUGUCUCAGCAGCUUAGCCGAACAGAAUCUAAGUUAAAUGGUUUGGAAAAUGAAUUGCACAGAAAAGGGAUAUCUCUCCAAGAUAAAACUCUACUUUUAGAUAAUGCACAAAGGGACUUGACACAAGCCCAGUCCAAAAUAAAAGAGAUUGAACAAGCCCUCCAGGUGGAAAAAGACCACAAUAACAAAAACUCUGUGAAGCAAGAGUCAAUGCAGGAGAGACUGUCCCAGAUAACUAGCGAGAACAUGCAGCUUCGUCAGCAGCUAGAGGACGUGCAGAAUAAGGGCAUCAUCAAAGAAAAGGCUGUUAGUGAUGUUCAAGACCAUUUUACCAACAUAUACAGUAAGCUGCGGGCUGACACAGAAAGACAAGUUCACAUAAUUGAAGAGAGAAACAAGGAUUUGAUUACCAAGUCUAAUGAGCUAAGGGAGCAAAUUUAUAAGCUAGAAACUGAAAAAGUGGAUCGGGAGAGCAAUAUAAGACAACUUCAGCAGGAACUCGCUGAUGCUUUGAAGAAGUUGUCUAUGUCUGAGGCCUCUCUUGAAGUAAUAACACGUUAUCGAAAUGACCUUGAGGAGGAGAAGCAACAACUUCAAAAAGAACUAGAAAAGUUCAGAAUUAAGCUGCAAGACCUUGAAGACCAGUUUUUUCAGUCAGAAAGACGGAACCAUCAGCUGAAGAAUGCAUUAGAUGAUAAAGAGAGAGAAAUGAUCGCUGCAUUUCAGAAAGUUCAGGAUUUCUCUACUGCAGCCACAGGGGCUGAAAAAGCCGUUAAACAGCUAGAAGAGCAUGUCCAAAAACUUGAAAUUGAAAAUGCCAGGAUUGAAGCAACUGCAAAACAGCAAGCAGGACAAAUUGAAAGCCUUCAGAGAGAACUGCAUGAAUCAGUUUCAAUGCGCAGUCGGCUUGAGGAUUUGGUUACAAAUUUGCAGUCCACAAAAAUCGGUUUAGAAGAGAAGGUAAACCAGCAGGUACAUCAGCAUUCUGCUUUGUCACAAAAUGCACAAGACUCACAACAUCUUUGGCAGACCGAGCUAAAAUCAAGAUCUCAAAUAGGUGUCCGCUUAGCAGAGCUUGAAGGAUUAAACUCUAACUUAUCUGACCAGGUUGCAGUUGAGAAAAAGAAACUGAAGAAAUUGGCAGAGCAAAAGAAAUCUAUAGAAGAAAGAUUUGACCAAGAAAUGAAGAGAAGUAAUAAACUGCAGCAAGAAGUGGCUGAGCUAAAGAAACUUUUAAAAACUGCCAAGAAGAAGUUGAAAAACUAUGAAGGCACUGAACAACGAAGUUAUUUGAAAGACGGAUCCAGAAACUAUGAAACGGAUAAUGAAGUUUUAAAACUGAAGGAAAAAAUUGAAGAACUGUCUUUACAAAUGGAAAAGGAAUCCCGUAAAUAUGUGGAAUUAGAAUCUACUAACCGUGACCUGCAAGAAGAGGUGUCUACAAACAAGAAAUUAUACAGGAAUAUUGAAAAAUUGGAAAGAGGCAAAAGACAACUAGAGGAAGAAUUGUCUGAACUUAAAAGAUGUAUUGACUCGAGCAAGAAGAGUCAAAGUUACCUAGACAUGUAUAAAAAGGAAGUAGAUGAGAGAGGCAGACAAGAAUUACGACAACAACUGGAGGAGGUCAAUCUAUUUCUGCAGGCACAUGCAGCAUCCCAAGACAAACUAGAACAAAUGAGAGCUGAAAGUGAUGCCUCUGUCAGAAGUCAGAUGGAGCAUAGAAUUCAAGACUUAGAAUCCGAGCUCCACAGGCUUAAGAAUGCUCAACUAGAAAACAUGAGCGACAAAGACUCCCACAAGCAGGAGCUGAACAGAUUAAAGGAAUUAUACACAGAAGAAGAGAAGUCAAAAAAAUCUUUGCAAUCAAAACUAGAAAGAGCUAAUGAAAGACUUGCAGAAGCCAACAACAAACUUCUUAAUGAGAGACAAAGGAACAAGUCUUUGAUCGCCAGUACUUUUCUAAGUGGAAGCAUGGGUGCCAGUCCAGUUGUAGACACGAGUCACCUUGCACGUCUCAGCAGCAGCCUUCCAUUUAACAGGAGCCUGGGACUUAGCGGAGGUUUGCUCAAUACAGUUGGGAAUAGUUUGGCUGCAAAUCAAGUGGAGUCUUACUUUACUAAGAUGCAACAGGAGCUAGAAAAAAAUAUUGCUAAAGAGCUAGAUCAAGCUAAUGCUGAGCUAGAAGCUGGAUGUACCAGAAUCUCCCCUGUUGGCUCGAUAGCUGGUUCCCUUAGAAACCUCAGCUCUGACCAAGACCCAGUUUCAAGAGCAACACAACAAUACUUGGAAGUCCUGAAGAAGAACUACAUGAUCUAAACUGACACUGUUUACAUGAAAUGGUUAAUUCAGUAUGAAAAUACUGUAGCAAUUUCUUAAAGCGUUACUGUCAUUUAAAUAAACUUUAUCAGUCAGUUUAAAUCAGUCGGGGUCCCAGUGCUGAGAUCACUUCCGAUCAUUAGAUGCAGCCGGGUAAAGCGCAUGGCUUUGCUCUUCUUUCCUCUGCUCGCCAUUCAAUCUAAUUUAAUGAAGGAGACAGGCUCCAUAAUAAGUCUAUGUCUGUGCAACACGUCAAAAGUUCAUUUAAAUAAGUAACGCUUUCAACAGUUUUACCGUUUCCAUAGGUAUCUUGUAUUUUGCACUUGUUAUAAAACAACGUUUAUGGCUUUAUUUUAUUUAUUUUCUGUACCCAUUCCUUUGUCCAUGACCACUGCAUUUGAAUAUGUUUAUGUGACAUAGUGCUAUGUAUGAUAUUUAUUAUAUACUUGUAACCAUCCACAUUAGUUAAUGUGGUUUUAUUAACCCAUGGUACGUAAUGUCCUCUCACUCAAUGUUUUAUUCACUCUGUGACAGUAUUUACUUAAAGUGUUAGUGCCAAGAAAGUUUAAGAAUGUAUUUUUGUAAAGAUUUUUACACUGCUGCUAAAAAUGAAAAGGUACAAAAGAUUAAACCUUGGUGCAGGAGAGAUUUUAUGUAUCUUUUGUUGUCAUGAACACUCAUUUUUAGACUGACUCAAUUCAUUUACUAAAAUAAUAUGGUCUUAAUGUGAAUCCAUAUACCUCUUACAGUUGCUGGUACAAAGCGACUAUAUUAGCUGCCAAAAGUGUUAUGGCUGUUCUUUACAUGAAUAAUAAUAAUAUUAUCACUCAUUUAAAAGGGUUGUCUAGGACUAGAAAAAUAAGUUUGAUUUUAACUUAAAUAGGCAUAUGCUGCAAUAUGAGACACAAACAGUGGACAGUAGUGGCGCUGUUUCUGAAGCAAUUAAAAAAAAGUACCCAUUUUUCUAACUCCAGACAACACCUUUACAUUCUCCUUUUCAAGGAGGUUCAUAAUAGUCUCUUUACCCUGUUUUAAAAUGUGCAAAAGUUAAAUAUUCCAGGAAUAAGAUAAAAAAAUGUUUUCUAGGUUUCUCUUCCCUAUCUAAGAGCCUAGCAUAGACUAGUGAGACCCCGAUUCCAGCAUUGUUUUACUUCACACUCAGCAGAUGUCGUAAAAUCAUUGUUUAAAUGGGUACUUCACUGCCCCAGCUUUCGUAACAUUUUGUUCUGAACGCUGGGUGCGGAAUACGGGAGGUGUGGUGUCAUAGCCAC
Molecule: messenger RNA, 8374 nt
Organism: Hyla sarda
Lineage: Eukaryota; Metazoa; Chordata; Amphibia; Anura; Hylidae
Gene: ANKRD26
Product: ankyrin repeat domain containing 26
Exons: 40
Coding region: 312-7103 (2263 amino acids)
Molecular function (GO): protein binding
Source: RefSeq, a predicted model, not a curated record